CAACACGCCAUCAUAGGACCAAUUGGUUCAAGACUCUUGUGGUAGAGCGGCUUGGCAAUCCGAGGCACUUCCUUGCGUGCAACCAACGGUGCAACUCAACUUCCACGCUUUUGGUAGCGCUCACUUUGGCUGGCCGCUUAGGGUCCACAGUUUCAGCGCGUACGUAUUGUAAGCAUGGCUCGGAUGCAGCCACCAGCUUGAACCCUAACGUCCAGCAGGCGCGCCCAAGAAUGAGCUGCAGCGUAGCCGAGGAUUUUGGGCCUCCGCAGGUUCACCCGGGCACAAUUCUUCGUGUCCAGGAAGGUCAAAACUGCGCUGUUCUAUGCGCAGCAGAUGAAGAGACGGGUGCUUUCUCGAGCCGAGCAUCUAACUACAGAACCCCUUGGCGGCAGCGACAGCCACCAGACGCUUGUCACGGAACCAACAGCCCCACCUGCGCUGCCCACAGUGACUGCUCCCGAGCUCAGCAGCAGCAACAACAACACUCCCAGCAGCAUCCCUACCACCCAGCCGGCAGUACUGGCGGCGCUAGCAGCGGCCGGAGCGGCGGCGGUGCCUUGGAUGCAACCAGCGAUGCCGACGCUGCCGCGGCAACUGCGGUGGUUUGCCUGGACGAUGAGGAGGACGGCGAUGGAGCUACUGCCACCGCUGGCGACGGCAGCAGCGCCCUCGUGGACGACGACGACACGGAGACAUCGUUUUCGGAGCUGUCGGAUCCAGGCGGCACCGAGGUGGUGUUUGUCCGUGAGGGAGUGGCAGUGUGGCCGGGUGCCCGCUCGGAGCGCAUCCUGGGCCGCCUGUCCCUGGUCAAGCAGUGCGGCGUGCUGUUCAUGGCCUGGCUGCCGUACAGCCGAGGUGUACUGCAGGCGGACGGGACCUUCAGAGUCGUGGCCGCCGACGCGGAUGCGGAUGCACGCGAUGCUCAUGAUGCGAAGAUGGUGGUGGCGAAGGCGAGGGGCCGCGUUGUAAACGGCGGCGGCGCGGUGGGCGCGACGGGUACGGCAGCGGAGGCGGCGAUGCCGCCGCCGCCGCCGACGAUGGCCACAUCCAUGGAUGGACAAGCAACGGCGACGGGGCACGGCAGUGACCGCACGCUCUACGCGGUUCACCCCAUCCCCCUCUCCGAGGUGCGUGCGCUGCGCCGCCGCACGCCGCCGCUGGGCCUGGGCUGUCCGCAGCUGCUGGUGGUGCUGACCAGCGGCGUGACGCUGCCGCCGCUGCACUUCACGCGGGGCGGGGUCAGGGCGCUCAUCGCGACACUCAAGCAGCACGUGUUCCUGCUCAAGUCCGCCUCCGAGCCCCAGACUUACCUGGUUAACGACACCGCUGACCCGCUCUGCCGCUCCCUAUCCGCUCUGCAACUCGCGGACGUGCUCAUUGGUGGGCCGCCGCCGGGCGCCUCAGCCACCUUCGAGCCGGGCGGCGCCGCCCUCUUCUCCUCCGCCACCGCCUUCUUCUCCUCCUCCUCCUCAGCAAUGGCAGCAGCCACAGUGCCCUCUGAGAUGCUUGCGACUGGGGCUGCUGUCGCGGGUGGGUCGGUUUCGCAGUCGCGCGCGGCGUGGGCUAGUCCUGCUACCGGACUGGGACUGGCGGCGGCGGCGGGGCUAGGUGGCGGAGGCGCGUGUGCCGCCGCCAGCGGUGGAGGUGCCGGCGGCGGCAGCGGGCGGGAUGUGGGCGCGCUUCAAUCCGGGGUGGCGUGGAGCUGGGCGGAUCGGCCGGCGAGGAGGACUGAAUCGGGGGACUUGGGCGGUUUCGAGGCGGUCGACGGCAGCUGCGGCGGCGGCGACGGUGACGGCGGCGGGGAGGGCAACAGUCAGGAUUACGAGGAUGGGAGCAGCGAGGGUUAUCGAGGUGUCGUGGGCGGCGCCUGGGCGUCUAGCAUUGUGGAUGCGAUUAACCGGUUCGUGCAGAACGUCAAGGGAACAGCGAGCGGCUGGAUAGGUGCCUUGGAUGAGCUGGAGGAGUCGGAGGGCGAUCUGUUGUACGGCGGAGAGAGCGACUGCUACAACCUGCGGUGUACGGUUGAUGUUGAUGACAGGACCGGAGGGGAGAACCCAACCGCAGAGGAGAAGCUGGGGAGGUGCCAGGGCGGCAUCGAGAUGCAGCGCCGAUGCGGCGGCAUUGCUGACGGCGACGCCGUCAGUGGUGUUACUGGCAGCGGCAGCAGCGCCGCCGCCACUACCUCAACCGCUUGCCUUGCUAGCGGUACGGCGCAGAACAGCAACACCAGGGGCGAAGGUAUACCUCCCAGUGCCGCCGACGCGGCAGCAUCCGCCGCCGCUGGCACUUCAACAAGCGGCACCAAUGCUACCAGAAUAACGGGCCUUAAUCCCAGGAAUAUCGGGAGCGGCGGCAACCUGGAGGAGGCCGGGGACAUUACAACGGCGGUGGGGGAUUUCGAGUUACUGGACGGCAGCGGCUGCUGGGGAGAGGCCUCGGCGCACCCGCUGCUCGUCAGACGCCGGCUGCGCCCGCCGCCGCUGUCGGCCGAGGAAUGGGCGGCCAUGUUCGACGCAGAGGGUCGCCUGGUUGCGGAGGCCGCCCUGCGCGACCGCGUGUCCGCCUCCGGCUGCUGCCCCGAGCUGCGGCGGGAGGUGUGGAAGCACCUGUUGGCCAUGUACCCGCGGGGCAGCACCGCGGCGGAGCGGAGGCGGGUGGCGCAGGCCUGGCAGCGCGACUACCUCACGCUGCGCUCCCAGUGGCAGUCCAUGACGCCCGCGCAGGAGGCGCGCUGCACCGCCUGGCGGGCCGCGCGCACCGCAGUGGACAAGGACGUGCGGCGCACCGACAGGGGCCACCCCUUCUUCGCGCGCGAGGGCGGACCCGGGCUGCGGGCGCUGCGGCACGUGCUGCUGACGCAUGUCAUGUACGACCAGGACCUGGGGUACUGCCAGGGCAUGAGCGACAUGGCUGCCCCGCUGCUGGUGGUGAUGCGUGACGAGGCGGAGGCCUUCUGGGCGCUGGCGGCGCUGCUGGAGGGGCGCGGCAUGCGGGGCAACUUUCACACCGACAUGGAGGGGAUGAACGCGCAGCUGGCGGCACUGCGGCGGCUGGUGCAGCUGCUGGACCCUCCGCUGCACGCCUACCUGGAGCGCCGUGACUGCCUCAGCUACUACUUCGCCUUCCGCUGGCUGCUCAUCCACUUCAAGAGGGAGUUCAAGUUUGAGGAGGUGUUGUCGCUGUGGGAGGCCUGCUGGGCGUGUCGCCGCACCCGCCACCUGCACCUCUACCUGGCGGCGGCGGUGCUGGUGCGACACAGGCGCGUCAUCCUGUCCUCCGAGCUGGACCACGACGGGCUGCUGCGGCUGUGUCUGGGUCUGGGCGGGCGGCUGGAGCUGGGGCCGCUGCUGGAGACGGCGGAGGCGCUGGCGGGGUACGCGGGGGAGGCGGGCAGGGAGGUCACGCAGGGGCUGGCGUAGGCGCUGCCGGACUGGGGGUGAUGGUGGCAGCAGUAGGAGCAGGGUAGGAGUAGGGCGCAUGGGGCGCGGUGGUAGGAGGCCGCACACGGGAUGAGGAGGUAUCGGAGUGGGUAGGAGGGCAGAGCGGGGAAGGGAGUUAGCGACAAUAGGAAGGGAGCUGCGAGCGAGCUGUGGCAGGAUUAGCCGUGUUCUCCGGAGGCAGAAUAAUGCAGGGCAUUAGCUGGAAGAUAGGAUGAGGGUGAGGUAGGAUGGGAUGCGCCACACAUGCAUCCCAUCACUCGUUGUGGGGAGCAGGGGUGUACGCAAGAGUCUCAGGUAUCAGGACGCGUUGACCUGCGUUGUGUUGCCGACAUGUAUGCUAGGACUUCGGAACGUGGAUCAAAUACUUGUACCAAGUUGCUGUUGUUACAGAUGUUGUUGUAUGAUAGGCCAGUGUAUACUAAACCUAUAGGUACCUAGCGGAACUGGCCCUGGUUAGAGCUGUUUUGGGAAAAGUACACGGACUGGUUUCCAGGCAACCCGGUCGCGCAAGGACAGUUCGUCUUUCUGUCGGUUAUCAAGUCGACGGGCGGUGUGUGGCUGAGUUGGCUGUUGUCGCAAGCGCUGAGCAGGUCUCGACGGGGGUCACUGGGGGCCCUAUGGGUCGUUCCAACCAGUUUUGUAGGAGUCGCUGGACUAGGGGCAGGCAGGGUGCACAUGUGGGAGAUGAGGUCGUGCCUGGGUUUACCAAGUGCGUGUUGCUAUUUAGCCGGGGAUUCUCACAAUUGAUCAUAUUGCAGUUGUACCAUGUUCCCCUGGCGGGCAUGUGUUGGAUGUCCUGGCUUGUAUGCCAUGUCAGCUUGUAGGAAUGCAGGUCAGUACGGCCGAGGCAGCCUGUGGUGGUUAACAGUUGUUGCAUGUAUGGUUGAUGUCUAGUGGCAGGCUUGGUCCAAUGGUUUCAAAGGUGGUUGGGACAACGGGCUGUAUAGCGAGACCGAACCCAAAUCCUCCUGCAGGCCUACCGUAUGGCGGUAGAUGCGUCGGAGCUUUACUUGAGAGCCGGGAAGGGUCAUGAAGUCUGAACUUCAACGAGAUAAUGUUUGUGCCACUGGAAGGUGCCACGUUAGUCCAUGGGUUUGCUGCCGUCAUGUUCUCAUCCUUUCGAGCGUGCAUCCUAUGUACGGAAGUCCUUGCUGGAGUCUUGCCUUGCAACAUCCCUGUC
Molecule: messenger RNA, 4620 nt
Organism: Astrephomene gubernaculifera
Lineage: Eukaryota; Viridiplantae; Chlorophyta; Chlorophyceae; Chlamydomonadales; Astrephomenaceae
Source: the annotation of a GenBank genome assembly